UCCUCUUCCGCCCGCUAUUGCGCACAAAACACCAUAUUAACAUAAUAAUAAUAGCUACAAUGCAGGGUUGAUGUAAAUAUUUUUGAAUAAAAAAUUGCUUUUUACUUCAACCCUCUAAUUUCGGUACAUUCCCAGCGUCACCCGAAACAGAAACAGCAAAUGUUUGAUUGUGGAACAUUAAGAAUCAAAAACGAAACCCAGUCACUGCAUGAAGGCAGUGGUCAAUGUCACGCAUUAUUGUAGGCCUAUUAUUUACCCCAUGCAACAUGACAUUUAAAACAUCCAUCCUCCUUCCACGUAUCAGAAUCCUAUCCUCAGCGGGUCGUCUGUCAGGUAAUCGACUUGACUUCAUGCAUGUCAAAAACAUUUCAAGUACUGCAGGUUUCCGUCCAAAACGACCCCUCACUCUCCUGUUUGGAUCGGUGAGGAGGAAUGUAUCAGCUGAGUGCAACUGUGGAAGUCAAAUGUUCGCCAAACAGUCAAGCACUGCGACCCGAUGGAACAAGUUGUCAACAACAACCACGUUGCAGAAGGACGGGUUCACCCGUUCCCGUGAGAGGGGAGUUUUGCUUCGUAAAGUUGUCCUCGGCGCACUCGGGUUCGCCACCACUGCGGCCGUAUGUGUCCACACCAGUGCCCGGGUCACCAUGGCCGAAGGGACAGAAUCUCUGAAGGUUAACCUUGAGUCCGCUGAGGCAGACUGGAAGGAGACCAAGGACCGGAUGCUGUCCUUGCCGCUGGAUGAGAGGCGGCGGUUCUACAGGACCCGUUGCUAUACGUCCCUGGACCAGGUCCCUGUGUGGAGUCCCUCUCCAGGCCCCUCUUCAGAGCAUCAACGGUGCCCCAGGAACAAGAAGCUGGACGGGCGGAUCUCCCUCUACACGGGCGACAUCACACAGCUGGAGGUGGACGCCAUCGUGAACGCAGCCAACAAGACCUUGCUGGGUGGAGGCGGAGAUGUGAUCCACACGGUGGGCCCCAUAGUCCAGCGGGCCGUGGGGGACCAGGAGAGGCGCGCUCUGAGGGCGAGCUACCGCAGCAGCCUGGAGGCCGCCGCCCCGCCCCACGUGGCUGCACGCUCCCUGGCCUUCCCGUGCAUCUCCACCGGAAUCUAUGGAUACCCACCUGAUCAGGCCGUGCACGUGGCACUGGCGACCGUGAGGGAAUAUCUGGAUGAACAUCCUGACAAGUUGGACAGGGUCAUCUUCUGUGUGUUCUUGCCAGCGGACAGAGAACUCUACCUGAAGAAUCUCCCUCUUUACUUCCCUGGGGAGGCCGCGGUCAGGAGCAAGCUCUAAAUGAGGAGCCGCCCAUCGACCUGUUUGGCCAUGGAUAAACUGCCAGUGUGGCUGCUCCACAUACAGCGGUGUCUCCCUCCCCUCCCUCCCCCCUCCUCCCCCCUUCUCCUCCCCCUCCCCUCAGCUCCCCCUUUAUCUUCCGCUCAGCUGUCAGCGCAAAUUAGAAACUUCCGUGGUUGUAAAGCUGGAUGGCUUUCAUGCACUGAACUAUUGAUCUUUUAAUAUGAAUUAAAUAUCCGCCAUGAGUCGGCUUCUUGUUGUACUUUUAUGAAAUGUUUUUUGGAACCAGUUGUGCCUGGAUAUUACGAAGACACCAAGAUCAAACCACAGGGAUGCUAAUUCCAUUGUCUGAUUGGCUACCAUUAGUGUCACUCACAAUAUAGCGUAAGUGACGUCACUGAUCUGAUUGGAUAGCCCGAGGAGGUGCAGCCACCGGUUUGCUAUUGAGGGUCGGUUAGCCACCUGUGAUUGCAAUAGUGUGCGCAAUUUAGCUUGAUAAUGUUAAGCGACGGCAAUAACAAACCUGUUGAGGUGACUGAUUAUUGUGAUUAUUAGGAUUAUGAUUGCAGGUGUUUUUUCAUUUCUUUUUUAUUUUUCAGUGCUCUCUCAAUAAGGCGAUUUAAAUGUCAAAUAAAUGUAAUUUGCACUUAAUGACAAAACACAUCCUAGCUUGAUUUUCCUUCUGUUUACUCUAAAUGUGAGAUCAAUAAAAGGCUAUGAACCUAAUGUAAAAACAAACUGUUAGCUGGUGUUUGACUCCCAGGGUUGAAUAUGGAGCUCUGCUGCAUUCAUACGUUGUGUCCUCAUAUAUAAAACAUAGUCCCAGGCUCUUUAUGGUGUGUGGGAGCACUCUGUUAUUACUGGAUUCUGACUGGAGCUGUGCUCUGGUUGAAGCUGACCCCCCGAUGUCCAUGGUACAGCCAGCUAAACAUUCAUCGGUAAUCAAACUCCCCCUCUAAUCGUCACUUGCAUUGACCACGGCCUAUUUCAAUGACUUCCAACUUGUUUCAUUAUUUAAACUUUAGCAUUCAUGGCUCGGAUUCAAUGGAGUGAAACACAUCAUUAAAGCACAUCAUGUUCGCUG
Molecule: messenger RNA, 2382 nt
Organism: Gadus morhua (Atlantic cod)
Lineage: Eukaryota; Metazoa; Chordata; Actinopteri; Gadiformes; Gadidae
Gene: macrod1
Product: mono-ADP ribosylhydrolase 1
Exons: 9
Coding region: 225-1298 (357 amino acids)
Biological process (GO): peptidyl-glutamate ADP-deribosylation; purine nucleoside metabolic process; DNA damage response
Cellular component (GO): nucleoplasm
Molecular function (GO): ADP-ribosylglutamate-[protein] hydrolase activity
Source: RefSeq, a predicted model, not a curated record